CCAGGGUCUUCUCGCUUUUCAGUGUGAAAAAGGGAUAAGGAGUACAUUCAGAUCACAGGGGAAUAUCGUCGCGAAAAAGUUUAAAAAAUGGCUCUGAAUCGUGCUCUUUGGCGUUUUGUGACUCCAGGAAAAAAUACUCUUCUUCUCUGCCGUGCUCAGAGUUCGGCGAAUGCAGCGAUCGGUAUCCUUUUCUACGAAACACUUUUCAAUUUUUCAGCAGCCAUGAGAUUUCUGCUGCUGUUUUUCAAUUGUUGUUGACAUGAAUUUGCUAACACCAAUGUAAAAAACGCCUUAAUGUUUAUGCCUCGUUCUUUAACGUGUUACGACAAGUGGCCCGGUCGGUUGUUAUGAAAUCGCUCUAAGUGGGUGAUCCGCCCGCCAAAUCGCGAUCGAAAUUUUGUAGUUUCGACAAAUUUUAGUAACGUCAUCUUUGUGGAACUAGACCUCGGUUAUCUUUGCUUGUUUCUGACAUAUCACUAUCACACUCGGCAAGUGUGCUGGUUUUGAGGCGCUCUUUCCAGCGAUGUCGAUGAAUAUUCGCUGACAAGCCGUUGUCAAAAGUUACUACAAAACAUUGGAUGAGUUGAUUCGUAUAAAGUUACCGGUAAGCUUAUGCAAUACUUGAGACGAAAUUAGCACAUUGCUAAACAAUCUGAAGAGACGUUGAGCAUUUGGGUUUCUUAACUUUUCAAAUAAUAGCACAAAAAUCGCAAGAUAAAAAAGAUAAAUUUGGUAAGUAUGCGAGCCAUUAAUUUAACUACGUUAAUUGAGAAUAAUUAUUGUAAAGAGUUGUGGAGGCGUGAAGGGGGCGUUGUCAUGUUCAAGACCACCAUCAGCCAACAGCAGUUGUUAAAGAUAAUCAAAAUGUUUCAAGGAAAUACCCCAUAAAAACAGCGUAAAUCCAAACUUGCACAGAAAAUAUCAGGACUUUUUAACAGUCCAGGUGUUCUUUGUGAGAAAGCGUAAGACUACAAUAAUUGGUGGAAAACAAAGAAAUACGUCGCAGUCUAAUUUACACUAAGAUUAAAUUUGACGUUGUCAUUUUUACAUUUACUCAGUAAAGUUCAACUGGCAAGAUCCACUGAACUUGGAGAGUUGUCUCACAGAAGAAGAGGUGAUAGUUAGGGAUCAGUUUAGAGAUUACUGCCAGGAAAAGCUUAUGCCUCGGAUACUGAUGGCAAAUAGACAUGAAAGUAAGUGUAAGCCUUAUGAUUGAAACAACUAUAAAAGGCCCAUAAAUGCAACAGUCAAAAAUAUCGAGCCGCGUGAGAACGCACGAGUGAGCGGUGAAGCCGCGAGGGGCUAACAAAAGGAGAGCUUGCAACGAUCUCUCAUAAAUUUUCAUUUGUACUUCGCCCAGAUGAAGAGAAAUACCAUCGGCUAAAAAAUGACGUUCCAGAAAUUAAAAUUGAUUGAUAACAAGCCUAGGUGGCCUGCCCUAAAAUUUUCGAGCUCUCCCUUUCUACUCCCCACCCCUCACAGUCGCGUCUCCUCUCGCAUGUCUCUCACGCUUGUAUUUUUCACGAUAUCCCCCAAAUGGAGAGCUUGCUUGAAGGCUAAAAAUAUCAUUGAAUGAAGUAUGGCAGCAUGCAGUUAUACCUCACUUUACAAACGACUUAUUAACAGACUCACGGAAAACUGACAAAAAUAGCAUUACUGGACGGUCAAUUUGACCAACAAACAAAAUAACCCUUAAGCCAUUCAAAAAGGAGGUCUUGACUGCUUAAGUAUCUUGAACUCUACAAAAAAUGGCCAAGCAUGCAUUGUUUGCAAAAAAUUUCAGAGGUGAAUUAGUCUGAAAAUAAAAUCAGUUGAACUUGAAAGAGGAUAACAUAGCUUACUUUCAUUCUGCAGUCAUGUUACCAUUAAUUUCGUCAAUCCAAUCAAUAGAAGCGUAUUUGUUAACAAAUUUCAUGUCACUCUCUUGUUUAGCAUUUGAUAAAGAUAUUAUGAAAGAAAUGGGAUCACUUGGAGUUCUUGGUUGCACAAUUCAAGGUCAGUGUUUUGUUUAAAACCUUUAGUGAUGUCAAACAUUGAUUCUCCAUUUUUCAUCAACUCUUGCAAACUUAAUUUUGUGUGAGGUAAAGUAUUGGCACCAUGCAUGGCGUAAAUAAAUUUUCCGGAUUUUCCCAGUUAAGCAAAAAACUGAAGUCAAGACUUAAAGAAAAGAUAAUUUUCUUGUUACUGAUCUCAGCUUCUGUUUUCUUCUAGGUUAUGGAUGUGCAGGAGUGUCGUCUGUAGCUUAUGGUCUCAUCGCAAGAGAAGUUGAAAGGUUUUGACAAUAUUGUUUCCCUGUCUUGCAUGUAUACAUGGUGUAAUAAUUCUGUGCCCUAUUUGCCUUCACACACUACAACAACAAUAGUUUAAAUUUACUAAAUUUUUGAAUAAUUUCUUUAUCUUUUACCUGCAGGGUGGACAGUAGCUAUAGAUCAGCAAUGAGCGUCCAGUCAUCUCUGGUAAUGCACCCUAUUAAUGCUUAUGGAACAGAGGAACAGAAACAGAAAUAUCUCCCAAAGCUAGGUAAGACUUCAUUUUUUCACCAAGGGCUUCUAAAAAACUCCAUAACCCUCCCCAUGCCUCCCCCAACAGGACUUCCCAAAGUGACCCAACCCCAGCCCCUUCCACAAUUUUCUUGGCCCUGUCAAGUCACAAUAUUAAAAAAUGACAGCCUCCUAACUAGGUGAUGAUUACAUAGGGGAAAAUUUGGACUUUCAUUUGCAAUUGUUGUAAUAAAUUGUUGAUAAGCAAUUUUGUACACUCUGACAAACUAGAAGCAGAAAAGGCCUUCACCCUAAGGGGGAUUAUUGGGUUUUAUUUCGGGAGAUAAAAGAUGUUUGAUUUCUCUUGCUGAUUGUCAACAGCACGAGGUGAGCUGAUUGGUUGUUUUGGUCUGACUGAACCAAAUCACGGCAGUGAUCCCGGGGGCAUGGAAACGAGAGCAAAACAUAAUCCUGCCGGGAACAGUUACAUCCUUAAUGGAUCAAAGUGCUGGUGAGAAACAUUUUCUGGAGGACCCAGUCAAACUAUUUCUGUGUGUACUUGUGUGUGUUUAUCUAGUAAUGACCAUUACUUCUGGGUGAAAUUAAAUUUAGGAGUUGUCCAGGCCCCAAGAAUUAGAUAGCUUUAAAGCCUAUACACCGAAUAAAUUACUCAGUCUCCAGUAGAUAAGUAUUAGGAAAACCAAUUGCGUUAUCCGGAGAAUAGUGAUUAAUCCGGUGGAUAUAGCUUUAUCCACCUGGGGCCAGGUCCCUGUCCCCUGGAAAUUUCCUCCGAGGCGAAUCCAGGCACAAAGGUACGGCCAUAAUGGGAAUCUGUUUGAGGUAGUAAUGGUCUGAAGCUGUGGCUGAAAUUUUUGCUGGCUGUGUUGGGUGAACUGACUUCUAGGAGAGGCAUGUUACAGCACAUAAAAAUUAUAAUGUAUAGUCUGCAGCCAACUUGUCUACAGGGUCUGCAAGACUCUGAAAUACUCUUUGGUUUAUCUUUAGCAAACAGUCUCUAUAACUCAAAUUGGAUUGGAUUUAUCAGUCCAAAAACUUGAAGUACAUUUACACUGUAGUUUCUGGGUUAUAAGCCUGCGAGCAAGGUCUCUGGGUUUCCCUGGUGGCGGGGCGAGCAACCUCGCAGGCUACUGGCCUAUUACAAGUGAUACAAUCUUUGUAAAGAAUAAAGAAUACAGGAGAUUAAAGAGAUAAUUUUUUUUUGUGAUAGGUACAUUAUUCAUUUCAGUCUUUCUGAUGUUCCAUUUUGUCAUAGGAUUACAAACUCACCAAUAGCUGAUGUGUUCGUGGUUUGGGCAAAAUGUGAAGAUGGAAAAAUUAGGGGAUUUAUCUUGGAAAAGGUUCGUUCCUCCAAAAAAUGCUUGCCAUCUCUAUGUGAUGUGUCAGCUUACAUACUUUAGAUAAACGCUUCACGUGUAAGGCGCCAAACAGCAAGCACUUGAUUCAAGUUGAGAAAUUCUCAGAAUAGAAAUUGAGCAGAUAGAAAAAGCUCAAAACAAAAUAAUUUUAUGGAUGAAACUGGCAUGAAUUUACUGAUUUCCUUGUAGUUAUAAUGAACAGUAAACGACAAGUAUUAAGGGAAAACUUGGUCACAUGAUACAAAUUCUGAUUUGCCAUAAAACAUGACUCUAAUAAUUAAAUCUCUCUAAUGUGUUAAUCAUUUCUCACGAGAGAUAAUUUGUAUUCAUGUACGUGGUGUAGAUGUUGUGGUUCAAUUUUAUCCUUGGUUAAAAUCUUCUUUUCUUUUGUUUUUGGGAUAUGGUAAUGCGUACUUAAGAGUUUAAAAGAAAAGAAAAGAAAAUUUACACUUAGGAUAAAAAUGAAUGACAACAUAGACGUAGAGGCAUGGAGUAUUUAGCAGUGUUGAAGUUUUUUAAAACUUAAAAGUCUGGGGGCAAUCCAGCAUUGUCCUUCUAAUCCCACUUUUCUUGGUUUUAACUCAGGGAAUGAAGGGACUUUCAGCUCCUAAAAUUGAAGGAAAGUUUUCUUUAAGAGCAUCUGUUACAGGCGAGAUUUUCAUGGAGGAUGUUGAGGUGCCUGAAGAAAACCUGCUACCAAAUGUUGAAGGACUGGAGGUGAAGUGAUAGGUUUUUCACCACUUUCUCAUAAUUUUAUCUUUCUUGUAGCCUUUACUAUGAUGGGAGGAAUCUGUAAGAAACUAUUAAAAUACACAAAUGUAUUGAGAGAAGUGUAUUGCCCCUGUGUGAGCACAUCCAAGACAGUCUUGGAUUCCAGAUUCCAGAUUUCAGGUACUGGAUUUUGGAUUCCAAAGCCCAGGAUUCCAGGUUCCACAUACUAAAAUUCCCCGGAGCGCGGAAUGCAGAUUACCUUACAUGGUUUGAAGUGUAUUUUUCUCGGGUGAUCACAUCAUUAAAUUAUACAUUGUUUUUUGGGGGGAAGGGAAGGGAGGGUAAAAAUUAUUGCCACUUCUUAAUUUUCGUGUAAUCCUCCAAAAAUACCCAAACUAACUUAAUUAUAUAUUGUUUUUUUUGUUUUUAAUUAUUUGCUAAGCAGGGUCCAUUUGGUUGCCUAAACAAUGCUCGUUAUGGUAUAUCCUGGGGAGUUCUUGGAGCUGCAGAGUUUUGUCUGGCUACAGCACGACAAUACACUUUAGACAGGUAAGCAAGAGGAGAAGAAAGUCUAACUGUUAUAGUGCUUAGUGCUCCCUUACAUGUACUUUGCUGUCCUCGAUUUUCAUGGCACUCUUCUCCAAACACUACUUCGUUAGAAAACAGCAUUGAGUCUGAAAUGUCUCAGACACAUGAUCAAUAUCCAUAGUGAUCCAUAGUCUGUUAACAAAAUAGUGGCAGUAUCUAAAGUAACACUUUAUAUAUUGCCACCAUUUUGUAAGGAUCCGGUUUGAUGUUUAGUAUUGUUUUGUGUUUUUUAAUGAUUAAUUUCUCUUUUACUUAACCAUCAUUUUUUAAGACAUCAGUUCAAGAGACCUCUUGCAGCAAAUCAGCUCAUGCAGAAAAAAAUGGCAGACAUGACAACUGAGGUUAGUUUUAUGGUCGGCGCUUUUUCUAAUUUGCCACUUUUUAAAGAGUUAAAUCAUAUAUAUAUCUAACACUUUAUUUCUUAGAUUGGUAUUGGGCUUCAAAGCUGCCUUCAUGUUGGACGACUCAAAGAUCAAGGAACGUAAGUAAACCUCUACCUUUUAAGCUUCAUUUUUAAUUUUAAAUUUAUAGACGACUAAAAUUUAAGUGUUAUGUUACCCUGGUUCUAGGGAUUUAAUUUGUUUAUCCUUAAACGAUUUGAAAUCACACCUCAGUUUUUCAAAGCCUUUAAUUAAAGAGAUAGAACCUUUGGAACAGAGGUAAUAAUCCGUCUGCAUGAAACUUCGCAAGGGGUAUUCUCUUUUCGUGAAAUCCAACUAGUGGUCUAUUAUCAAUGCUGCGUUCUGAUUGGUUGAGCUACUACUAGGCUAUAUGUUAUAGCCCACUAGUAGCGAAAAGUGUGGGCUUUUUGGCGCACAAACAGAUUAAAGUCUAACUUUAACUAGCUUAACUUUUUUUAUUCUCGAUAUUUUUGACCAACUAGUUGGAUUUACUAAAACAAUAAUUCUCGCCCUUAUGGCCUCUGAGUCAAUAGCCCAUAUGGCCUUCGGCCUCGUGGGCUAUUGAUUCAGAGCCCAUUCGGGCUCGAGGAAUAAUUGUUAAAUAUAUGUCAUAUGAGCAUGUGCCACACCAAAAGGUAUGGUUUUGUGGCGUUUUGGAAAAUGUCGCGUUUUAAAUGACCUCUUCGAUAUCUGUAAACGGGUUUGGAAAGUGACAUUUUUGGGUGUGAAAUAGGGUCAGGAUUUAGAGAGCUGGGCGCCAAGUGUGCCCAGCCCCCGCUCCCGGGGAUGAAACUGGCAAAUUACAGAAGUACAGUAGCGGGCGUGGAAAUAUUUUCUGUGGAAACUGUCAACGCUCUCACAGUUACAAAGUUCUGGCGAUUUGGUUUUUUUGAAUUCACAGCGGUAAGAGCGGUCUUAAAAUGGGUUCUGUUAUAUCACAGUACAUGCAGUAUACAUACUCAAAGCAAAUAACCGCACAGGAAGUCACCCACAGGCCACUGGGAAAAUGUGCAGGAAAAAGUACGCAGAAGCCUGGAAAGUGAUAAAAAUCACCUUCAAAAACGCAUAGGGGAAAGUCACUUUAAGAAAACAAGGACAUGAGAGAAUCAAGGCUGUUCUGGGGUUAACUGGUUUGGCUGAAACAUGGCGCGCGACUUUUGUGCGCAAAUCGUUAUUUAACAGUACUGUUGAUUUUUUCGUAGAUGGUGCCCGGAAAUGAUAUCUAUGAUCAAGCGCAAUUCAUGUGGAAAAGCACUUGACAUAGCCAGGAUGGCCAGGGACAUGUUAGGCGGUGAGUUUAAUUGUUCUUAUCAACGUUUCGUAACCUUACUGAGAAACGAGUGUUUAUGAUUACUUAAUUGGACCUUUCUCUCUCAUUUUAUGGCACCUACAGGAAAUGGCAUCUCGGAUGAGUACCACGUGAUACGUCACGUGAUGAACUUGGAAUCCGUGAACACGUAUGAAGGUAACUUCAAAUUUAAAACUUACAAACGAGGCAGCUGAUUUUUUGCCGUCCGUUGCGUUCAUUUCUUUAUUAUUCUAGUUGGUUGAGAGAAUACAGCCUCGAGCAAACUCGUUUCCAGGGUACUCUCUGUUGAUGAAGAGAGGACCCUGGGAACGAGGCUGAGGCCCGAUGUCGCACUUACAGUAAAGGGAGCUUUAGCAACCACGACGGCGCGCGAUGCCUAUUUCCCUUUCGUAAACUGUCUUUGCCAUUUUUACCAGUUGAUGGCCACCAUUUGUAACCAAGCCCUAAGUCAUGAUAGAUGUAAUAUAUUUCCUGGUUUAAGUUUCAAUAUGGCAAAUAAUACGUUUGUGAAUAGUCUUUCAAAGAACAACGUUGAAGCCCAAAUUGAAUUUACUUUUAAAGUUACGGAAAAGGCUAGCUAGGGUCAUUUGUUACUGAUGUAUCAGUUAAGAAAGACAGUUUGCUAGUUUAUAUUUUUAAUUUUUCCGGAAUUUUGACGGCUCGGUGUGGUAGUGUAGUGGUAAGGGAGAGAGGUUAGGGUACGAAGGGUCCGAGUUCGACCGUGAGUUGCAAUUUUCUCUCUUUUUAAUAGGAACACUCUCAAUAACAGGUCAAAAAUUUUCUACGUCCUGAAAAUGGCAGCGACCAUUAAUGAAAGGGGAAACUGCGACGGUGACGAUAGAGAAAACUUCACGAAUAAAAUGAGUUCACGUGUUGUUUCAAACUUGAUCGCGAUUGUUUAAACUCGCUCACUGACUUAAAUUCGAGGUCCAUGCAGGAGAUUCUUUUCACCAACAAUUUUUUUUUUAAUUUUCCCUUCGUAGCCUGGACAUUAAUUGUCAAUGUAAUGUUCAGCCUCAGGUUCAAUCUCGUAAAUGAUCAUCAUUUGUUGGACUUUGGAAAAGCUUUUAAGUUGCUCUUUAUUGUCUGCUUGUAAAUGUUUCCGUCAUUUUUUCUUCUCCAGGUACACACGAUAUCCAUGCGCUGAUUCUUGGAAGAGCUAUAACUGGAAUACAAGCUUUCACAAGAUGAUUAAUUAGCAAGAAAACAGAAAACAGCAGCAUUCAGACUGCAAUUAUACCAAAGCAACCACUAACAUAUAAUCUCAUUUUGCCCGCCGUGUCUCAUGAUAUCGGUUGUAUGACGAGUUAGCGAAUUCCGCUGUAAAAAUUUCUGGAAGAACUAAGUAUGUUUUCU
This is a messenger RNA of Porites lobata, 8221 nucleotides long. Lineage: Eukaryota; Metazoa; Cnidaria; Anthozoa; Scleractinia; Poritidae. The record is from the annotation of a GenBank genome assembly.